AGUCACUUAAUGUCUCUGAGCUUGAGGUGUCUGGUGUAAAAUACUGAGUGCUACAAAUUCCGUGGGGUUUUGUGAAAGGGAUGGUGACACCACCACACCCACGUGUUGAGUAGGGACAUUUAGUUUAAUCCUGAGGCUCCUCUGCCCAGGACAUCACCCCCCGCUUGCUCGGUGCUGAAGAGGAACCUGAGGCUGGUGAAGCAGCUUGCCAGCGUUAAUGCUGUGGGCACAGUGUGUGCUCCAACCCGGGGCUGCCAAGUCCAGAAGGCGGAGUCCUGUGGUGCCACUGGAGAGGAGAACCAGCCGCCAGCUCUGGCUUGUGGCCCCUGGCUCAGCCGUGGCUGGGUUCCCUGCCUCCUUUCUCCCAGGCUUUAUCGGUUUGGCCGGGCUACUCCCGGGCAUCUAGCUGGGCACCGUUCCAGAGAUAACUCACGGGUGAAUCCCGGCUUUGUUGUGUGUGGACUUGCUCGCUCACGCGCUCAGUGGAACGGAGUUCUUGCACGGUGUAGGGCUGGCUCUGAUCCCCGCUGCUCACUGGCUCCUCCUCCUCCAGGGACAAGGAUGGCGAGAGGACCCGUGCCCGUGAGCCUGGCUCCGUGCUGCUGAAGCUGGGGCUGGGGCUGGCAGCCAUGGGGCUGGCCUGGCCCCAGGCCUGGUUGCUGGGCCUGCCGACAGCCGUGGUCUAUGGCUCCCUGGCCCUCUUUAUCUCCGCCCUGCACAACGUGUUCCUGCUCUACUAUGUGGACACCUUUGUGUCUGUGUACAAGAUCAACAAAGCAGCCUUCUGGGCUGGAGAGGCCGUGUUUCUUGUCUGGAACAGCCUCAAUGACCCCCUCUUCGGCUGGCUCAGUGACCGACAGUUCCUCAGCUCCCAGCCCUGGUUGGGUGCUGGGCUCUCCUCAAGGGCCGUGGUGCUGACCCGGGUGCGGGCACUGGGCUGGCAUGGGCCGCUGUUGGCGCUGUCGUUUCUGGCGUUCUGGGUGCCCUGGGCCCCAGCUGGCCUGCAGUUCUUGUUGUGCCUGUGCCUCUACGACGGCUUCCUGACCCUCGUGGACCUGCAUCAUCAUGCCUUGCUGGCUGACCUGGCCCUCUCGGCCCACGACCGCACCCACCUCAACUUCUACUGCUCCCUCUUCAGCGCCGUGGGCUCCCUCUCUGUCUUCGCCUCCUAUGCCUUCUGGAACAAGGAGGACUUCUCCUCCUUCCGUGCGUUCUGUGUGGCCCUGGCCGCUGGCUCUGGGCUGGGCUUUGUGGGGGCCACACGGCUCCUGAGGAGGCGCAUGGAGAUGGCUGGCAGCAGGGAGCCAGGGUGUCCGGCGCUGGCUGUGGACAGCGGCCCGUGUGGAGAGGAGCAGGAAGUGGGCGGAGUCACCCUGGGCCAGUACCUCCGGCAGUUGGCACGCCACCGGAACUUCCUGUGGUUCGUGGGCAUGGACCUGGUGCAGGUCUUCCACUGCCAUUUCAACAGCAACUUCUUCCCUCUCUUCCUGGAGCACCUGCUGUCAGACCACAUCUCCCUGUCCACAGGCUCCUUCCUGCUGGGCAUCUCCUAUGUGGCGCCCCAUCUCAACAACCUCUACUUUCUGCCCUUGUGCCGGCGCUGGGGGGUCUACACGGUGGUGCGCGGCCUCUUCCUGCUCAAGCUGGGCCUCAGCCUCCUAAUGCUGUUGGCUGGUCCUGACCGCCCGGGCCUGCUCUGCUUCUUCAUUGCCAGUAACCGUGUCUUCACCGAGGGCACCUGUAAGCUGCUGACCCUCGUGGUCACGGACCUAGUGGACGAGGACCUGGUGCUGAACCAUCGCAAGCAGGCGGCCUCCGCACUUCUCUUUGGCAUGGUUGCCUUGGUGACCAAACCAGGCCAGACCUUUGCCCCGCUGCUGGGCACCUGGCUGCUCUGCUUCUACACAGGUCACGAUCUCUUCCAGCAGUCUCCGCUGGCCCCCGUGGGGAGUGCCCAGCCUUGGCCAGAGCCCCCAGCCCCACCCCCAGCGCAGGCCCCGACGCUGCGCCAGGGCUGCUUCUACCUGCUGGUGUUGGUGCCCAUCACCUGUGCGCUGCUGCAGCUGUUCACCUGGUCCCAGUUCACACUGCACGGGCGACACCUGCACACGGUCAAAGCCCAGCGCCAGCACCUGUCACAGGCCCAGGGCCUGGAUGUUAAGACAGUGUGAGAAGUGAGCAGGGCUGCGUGGGGAGGUGCAGUCUGGAGGCAGAUGGCAGAGUUCAUGCUCCUUGGCUCAGGGCUCAGCCGAGAGCAUCUUGAAGGGCUGAGUUCUGUGUGACUUGACUGGCCCAGCUGGAGGAGGGCUGGGCAUAUGUCUCAGGGACCUGUUUCCCCCCUCGGGGGACAGGAGGAAAGAAUGGGACCAAGAGGGGCUGGGGGCUGCCCUGUGGUGCUCAUGGGAUCACUAUGGGGCAUGGAUGCCUGCCCUGCUGCCCUAUAGGCUCAGGAACCACUUCUGGUCCCGAGGUCCCUCCCCCCACCCCUCCCUGUGGUUCUCUGUCAGGCCUGCAGUAGCUACCACAGGGCUACCCUGGCCUCUGAAGAGGUUCAUUUCAUACCGACAGAAUAAAGCCCUCGUUUCUA
Messenger RNA from Echinops telfairi (small Madagascar hedgehog), 2587 nucleotides. It is a transcript of the gene SLC68A1, whose product is annotated as major facilitator superfamily domain containing 13A. Bases 630 to 2171 code for a protein of 513 amino acids. The transcript has 8 exons. The record is from RefSeq and is a predicted model, not a curated record. NCBI's taxonomy places the organism in Eukaryota, Metazoa, Chordata, Mammalia, Afrosoricida, Tenrecidae.